Messenger RNA from Oncorhynchus mykiss (rainbow trout), 3389 nucleotides. RefSeq names its product E3 ubiquitin-protein ligase KCMF1. The record is from RefSeq and is a predicted model, not a curated record. Gene Ontology annotation, biological process: synaptic signaling. Gene Ontology annotation, cellular component: plasma membrane. Lineage: Eukaryota; Metazoa; Chordata; Actinopteri; Salmoniformes; Salmonidae. Gene Ontology annotation, molecular function: zinc ion binding.
ACUCGGGAGCCCUACUCCGAUUUCAGAGCGCUCUCGUCUGGAGGAACCCUUGCUCUAGAUGACAUGAAAACAGCCUAACUAGGCCGAGUAAAAUUGUCAGUGAGGUGUUCUCUCAUUUGUGUCUGGAAGUAGCUGGCAAGCUAGCCAACUUUAGCAAGUUAGCUUGGGUGCUUGACUGCCAUUGUUAGGUCGGAACACUCGGAUCAACCCUAUUCCUCAGCCAGAGCAUCCAUUGUGCACUCCAAGAGCGAACCGCUCUGAAUUUACAAACUGGACAAUAUGACAACUCUCUGAAUUUAAGAAUGCCCAGAGUUUACUCUGGCACUCCAGAGUGAAUUUACGAACGUACCCUAAAUGUGAGCAAUGAACAGCAAGCAGCAUAGCCUAACCUUUUUCAGUUUCACAAUUUUGAUUCUUGCUUUGUCAGUUACCUAAGGAGGGACAUGUGUCAAAUGCCUUGGCUUUAUGACAGCGGUGAAAUGGUCUCAUUUCAGCAGCACUAACAAAGUUGAACUGCUGGUUAUAGCAGUUUACAUAGUGCCUUUUGGAAGGAGGAAACUACAGUAUGUGUAUCAGUACAGUAUCACUGCAAUCACCACGUGAUAUGAUCGAGAAACCACGAAGGGACAGCUAGAUGACAGUUUUGUGUUUCUUUUCAUUUUCACUGUCUAUACACUCUGUUUCUUUUCUCCUGAUCAUCUCGUCUGUCCAUCUGCUGUUUAGGCCUGCUUAAUUUACUGCACUGUGAUAUAAAGGCCUGUUUUGCAUUUGCAACAACAAAUGCAAAUGAUUACGUACAAAUGCAUGAGAACUGGACAAGAUGGGACCCUAUUAUUCUGUUCUAGCCAGGUGUGAGCUGUGACGCGUGUUUAAAAGGGAACUUCAGAGGGCGCCGGUACAAGUGUUUAAUUUGCUACGACUACGACCUGUGCGCAUCGUGCUACGAGAGCGGAGCUACCACAACGAGACACACGUCGGAGCACGCCAUGCAGUGUAUAUUAACCAGGGUAGACUUUGACCUGUAUUACGGCGGCGAGGCGUUCUCAGUAGAGCAGCCCCAGAGCUUUUCCUGUCCUUACUGUGGUAAAAUGGGCUACACAGAGACAUCCCUACAGGAGCAUGUCACCUCAGACCAUGCAGAGACUUCCACAGAGGUGAUCUGUCCAAUAUGUGCUGCGUUGCCGGGCGGGGACCCCAAUCACGUGACUGACGACUUUGCUGCUCAUCUCACACUUGAACACAGAGCACCUAGAGACUUAGAUGAGUCCAGUGGCGUCCGGCACGUGCGUCGGAUGUUCCACCACGGUCGUGGGCUGGGCGGUCCUAGGGCACGCAGGACCAACAUGCACUUUACUAGCAGCUCCACUGGGGGGCUCUCUUCCUCACAUAGUUCCUCUUACUCCCCCAGUAACAGGGAAGCCAUGGACCCUAUAGCAGAGCUAUUGUCUCAACUGUCGGGCGUGCGGCGCUCGGCGGGUGGCCAGCUCAACUCGUCGGGCCCGUCUGCGUCUCAGCUGCAGCAGCUACAGAUGCAGCUGCAGCUGGAGCGCCAGCAGGCCCAGGCGGCCCGCCAGCAGCUGGAGACGGCCAGGAACGCCACACGACGCUCUAACCCCGGCGGCAACAUCAGUGCCACCAUCCCACCUCCCAGCGCCAACUCGGUUGGCGUGGCCGAGAGCAAUCCCAUGGCCUCCCACAGCUCCCAGUUCCUGCUCACACGUUUGAAUGAGCCCAAGAUGUCGGAGGCGGAGCGGCAGGCGCUGGAGGGUGAGCGCGCCGACCGCAGCCUGUUUGUCCAGGAGCUGCUGUUGAGCACGCUGAUGCGCGAGGAGAGCUCCUCUUCGGACGAGGACGAGCGGCGAGACUUUGCCAGCUUUGGGGCCAUGGGCUGCGUGGAUAUCAUGCCUUUAGACGUGGCCCUGGAGAACCUCAACCUCAGGGAGAGCGGUACUGGCGGUUACAACAGCAGCUCUAGGAGCUCUAAGGAGCCUCCACCACCUCCUCUUUGAUGAUAUCCCAGCACCACGCAGACUUUGUCCUCUGUGCUGCCACUGCCAGUGACGGGCGGGCAGCAGGAUCUUUUGGGGUUUGUUUUUUGGUGAUUGUAAUUUCAGGUCUGUCACCUUUGUUACAUUUGUGUACAACCAUAAAAAAGGAGAGCGGGAGCGAUUGGGGAAAGUGCAAGUGGAUGAGUGCACAGCGCUAAGUGAGCGAGAGAUUAUAUAUAUAUAUAUAUAUAUAUCUCAAAUGUUGAUAAUCAGUUCUACACAACUAAUUUUUUCCUUUAGCAGGUAAGCAUUAGGUAGAUGUGGCAGAUCUCUCUUCCUGUUCUCAUGCAAAAUGAUCUCCUUAUAAAUACCCCACAUUCAAAACCUGAAGAGGAACCAGACACCCUAUGGUGAAGCUGCUGUGUGUAUUUAUGACUUAACAAAUAAAAAGUGCUUGGAUGGUUAACCAUAAACUACUGCAUGAGGUUCUUUGCAUCGUGCAUGACUUUUAAUGACCUCAUCAUUAAAAAGGGAGAGAGAAAAUAUCCCGACGCUUUCUCUCGCCAACCAUUUUAAACGGUUACUUGAAACAUGAUUUGAGUUUUUCCGAAAAAUGUGAUAUUGCAAAAAAAACUGACAUGCUGAAUAAUUUAGGAACUUUUUAAAACUUUUUUGUUUGAAAUAGAAAAACAACAUAUUGGAAUCUGCAGUAGCUUUAAAAAGAAAACAAUGCAAUGUGUUUAUCUCUCAGCUCCGGUUGGUCCUUCCCUCCUUUGUGACAUCGUCUGACUAUAACAUCAACUUGCUGCACUAACAGCAAAACUCAAGAGAAACUCGAGACAUCUGCAUUCACUUAGCAGAUAAAAUAAUACAAUACUAGGAGCAGAAAAACAAGAUCUUGUCUCUGACAUUUUUCCUAGCUGUUGAUUGUUCUAAUGAGAAGCUGUGUGUAACCACCAGAUGUUGUUUCUAAUUUAUGCACCUGUACAGAAGAACUAGUCUCCCAUUCUCAUCGAUCGCACUCUACUCUUCUCCAUCUCUCUGCUUCUGUAGGCCCAGUUCAUUUGUAUUACUUUCUUUGAGGAAGGGGAGCGCGAGACUUUCCACAUUGCAGGCAUUGUUUUUUGUUCGACUGAAGAAUGAUAAUUUUUUCUCAGCUAAGGAUAGCACCUUCUAUUUAUUAUUUUAGUUUCUCUGAUUCUUUUAAGCCUUGUAAUGAAUCAUACCACCUCCAUGCCUAUACUCUUAUCCUCUGUAAAAUACAAUGAGAUGUAUAUUGAAUUUGUGCGUUAACUUUCAUAAUGGUUCUAGGAUAUGGGCAGACUUUUUUUUAUUUUUAAUGUAAAUUUAGAAUACAAUAAACUGCGCACAGCUUUUGAUGAAACCAAGCCCCUCCCUCUU